Messenger RNA from Paramacrobiotus metropolitanus, 1758 nucleotides. RefSeq lists its product as uncharacterized. The transcript has 3 exons. NCBI's taxonomy places the organism in Eukaryota, Metazoa, Tardigrada, Eutardigrada, Parachela, Macrobiotidae. The record is from RefSeq and is a predicted model, not a curated record. The coding region runs from base 594 to 1529 and encodes 311 amino acids.
UUAAUUAUACUACUGUUACAGUAGUACAACUAUCCUGCGAAAUACGGCUAGUAAUUUUUAAAUACGGUUAGCGAGAAUAUCGUUAGAUGAUUAUACGGUAGUACUGUAUAUCUAUGUAUAAUCAUCUAACGAUAUUUUCGCUUAAAAAUUUUAUUCUUCAGUGUUCCCGGUAAAAUUUUACUGUGCUAUCGGCUGGCAACGUACCCUACUGUAAGCUGUCAAAUUUCCCCUCCCUUCGUCGAGAUAACGUUUCAACCUACUACAAGCUUUUUUCUCUAGAGUAAUCAUUAUUCUACAUGUUUUAUAAAUAAGUGAAAGUGUUUUCCGCAAGGGCGGAACAUCGUUUUUGCAGGGCGGUUCAUUUUGACGUAGAAGUAUAGAUUAGACGGUUUUUUCGAUUGGUCGUACGUACGCAUACAAUCACUGCGCUAUGCAAUUAAGCUGAAUUAUCCACAUCACAGUCAUAACUGCCUGUAUAUAAGCCGAAAUAUAGAGCAAAAUGCGUACGUCUGCAUGCCAGUAUUCUUAACAAAAAAUAUUGUAUCGAGCAAAGUUAUCAUUUUCUAAAAAUUUUGGAGCGUUAUCACGACGCGAUGUUGGCCUCUUCCGUGGUCUUCGUUGUCACCGUCGGAAUUGUGUGCGCGCAGACAGCGUCGUACACUCCCGCGUCCAAUCAGCAGACUAGCACCGCGUCCAGCCAAUCGAACCAACAGACAACGACAACAGGUUCAUCCAACCAGCAGACCACCACAACCGCUUCGUCUGGAGGACAGACAACGACAUCCGCUGCAUCCGGCUCGCAGACCACAACGGGCGGCAGCUCCACCACCAACCAGACGUGUGUCCCGAGUCUGCCGGUGGGAUACGCUUUCGAUACUCCUGCUCAAAAUGGCAUCUGGUACCAGUACAUGUAUGGACCGGCCGGUCCCAACCUGCACGAUCUAGUCAACUGCAUGGAACUGGAUCGCGGUGUCGGCUGGGUAUACGAUUCCAACGACGGCGCCUACAUGCAGGCCACCGCCGCCGUGUGCCGCUUUGACGCCGCACCGCACAACUGCUGGGGCGGUUACGUCAUGCAGAAUACCACCUGCAACGGCUUCUGCUAUGGUCUGACCCGGUUGGACCCCGCCCUGGGCGCCCCUCCUGGACAAUCCAAGCACUGGUUCUACAAGUUGUACUUGGACCCUAAUUUCUUCUAUCUGCGGGCCGGCUGUUUUGACCCGGACAACUUCCUGGACGGCAGUAUCUGCAAACAACCCGGUAUGUCGGUGUGGACCCGCAAGAUGCCGAAGGACAUUACCCCGUUGGAGGACGCCAUCAUCCGUGACGCUAUCGAUGACCGCUUCCAGUUUAUGUGCGUAACAUCCAAAGAUAUGAUUUACAAUACAUGGAUUUAUGACCUCCCGGCUUGUGACUUCCCGGGACGGCCACAGGCGUAUCUGGAGGAUCAGCGCUGGGCCGAGGAGAAUCUCGUUGGUAAAUGUGCCAGUAAACAGGGCACUUCGUGCGCCCCGGCAUCAUUUUAUUGAUCGUUUCCAGAUUGUAAUUUGCUCAUUGUAUACUUCUAUGUGAAGAACUAAUCCCGUUUUUGCGGUUGAAAAUGCCAACCGGUGCAAGCUUGAACUGGGGCGACCUUUUGCGCACACCGCCCCAUUCAGGCGAAUAACGUAUAGCUCAAUACAUGUAAAGCGCCGGCGUUGUUGUUGCAUUCUGAAUUGAUUCUGAUGGCCAUUGCGAGUAUAAAUACGAUGAAAUGUA